UUGGUUUGGUUUAAAUGCUGGAGUGCAGGCCGGAAGCGCUGGAGCAACGCUGUCCGGGAGCGGAUUGUGAUUCAGCAGCCCCGGAGGUUUCCCCGCUGGCAGUGUGGAAGGAGAGAGAGUGAGUGAGAGACUGUGAGUGAGAGAGAGAGAGAGAGAGAGAGUGUGUGUGUGAGACACUGAGCGUGUGUGUUGCCGCAAUGCCGUCCCGCGCCGGGGAUUAUGAAGUCCUCAGCACCAUCGGUUCCGGCUCGUAUGGAAAAUGCCAGAAGAUCCGGAGGAAAAGCGACGGGAAGAUCCUGGUGUGGAAGGAGCUGGAUUACGGCACCAUGGCGGAGGUGGAGAAGCAGAUGUUGGUGUCGGAAGUGAACCUGCUGCGGGAGCUGAGACACCCGAACAUCGUCCGAUACUACGACCGCAUCAUUGACCGCACCAACACCACUCUGUAUAUCGUGAUGGAGUUUUGUGAGGGUGGAGACCUGGCCACGCUCAUAACCAAGUGCAUUAAAGAGAGGAAAUUUCUGGAAGAGGAGUUUAUCCUGCGUGUCAUGGCUCAGCUGUCUCUGGCCCUGAAGGAAUGUCAUAGCCGAAAUGUUGGCGGCAGCGUGGUCCUCCAUCGUGAUCUGAAACCUGCUAACAUCUUCCUUGAUGCCAAGCAGAACGUAAAACUCGGAGAUUUUGGCCUGGCACGGAUACUUAAACAUGACACGAGCUUUGCCAAAACCUUCGUUGGAACGCCGUAUUACAUGUCACCUGAACAAAUGAAUCGCAUGUCCUAUAAUGAAAAGUCAGACAUCUGGUCCUUAGGAUGUUUACUGUAUGAGCUCUGUGCUUUGUCUCCCCCAUUCACAGCCUAUAACCAGGAAGAACUGGCUGAGAAGAUCAAUGAAGGGAAGUUCGGGAGGAUUCCAUACCGAUACUCCAAUCAGCUGAACACGCUACUGUGUAGGAUGCUGCAUCUGAAGGAUUACCUGCGUCCUUCAGUAGAGUCGAUCCUCCAGAGCUCGUUAAUCUCCACGUAUGUGGCUCAGGAGCAGAAAAAGGCACAGGCGAGGCAGCAGCGGGGGUCAUGUGAGACAGAGCAGCCCAAACUGGUGGAACUGAGGCUGAAGGAGCAGGCACUACGCCAGCGUGAACAGGACCUCAAGGAGCGGGAAGAGAGACUGGAGCAGAAGGAACAGGAGCUGUGCAUCAGAGAGAGACUAACAAAUUUAAAGCUGACCAGAGCAGAGAGUUUGAUGAAGGCCUAUAACGUGGUGAGGCAGCAGAGGGCGCACUCUCCACUGUUUACAGAACACAGAGGUGGGGGUGAGAACGCGUCACCUGGAAAGAAGAAAGUCCAUUUUGCGGGUGACGCCAAAGAAAACGUAUCUGAGCAGAGAGUCGGUAUCAGAACUCAGGAGCGCGUGUUCAUUAAGAAACUGCAGGCUGUUAAUAUAGGAGAAGUGGAGGCCCAUGCAGGCUAUUCGUGAACACUGAGAUCUGCUAAAGGCUUCUGUGAUUGUGGAUUUAUUUCCUGUACAGCACACAAAAUCAACCUUGCUGGAAAAUUUAGCCUUGUUUUAAGUCUGUGACUUUUCAUAUAGCUUAAUAACAAGGAUUUCAAGAAAUGAUGUAUUUUUAUUGUUUUUUAGAAAGUGCAAUUUGGACAAAGGUCUAACACUGGAUAAUCGUUUUUCACGUUGUGUUUUGAGUGUUGAUGCUUAACUUUAAUAGUUAUUUUAUUUUUAGUGUUGU
Messenger RNA from Neoarius graeffei (lesser salmon catfish), 1734 nucleotides. It is a transcript of the gene nek2, whose product is annotated as NIMA-related kinase 2. Gene Ontology annotation, biological process: protein phosphorylation. Lineage: Eukaryota; Metazoa; Chordata; Actinopteri; Siluriformes; Ariidae. The record is from RefSeq and is a predicted model, not a curated record. Gene Ontology annotation, molecular function: ATP binding; protein kinase activity.